This is a messenger RNA of Durio zibethinus, 3293 nucleotides long. The record is from RefSeq and is a predicted model, not a curated record. NCBI's taxonomy places the organism in Eukaryota, Viridiplantae, Streptophyta, Magnoliopsida, Malvales, Malvaceae.
ACAGCUCAAACUUCAAAAUAUUUUCCAAGUAUUUAUUAAAUUUAAACGCCUGUGAAACUAGCAAAUAAUAACAGGAGUGACUCAGGUAAAAAGGAGAUUAAACGCCAUUCCCAGAAGAUAAUAAAUAGUGGCAAGCAUAUGAUGAAGUACUGAAAAAUGGUGUCAAACAAAACUCGUCCAUGCAGGCAAUGUAAGCAACAGCUAAGUCCCAGCCAAGGCAGCUAAGUGUCAUGUAACAAUCUCUGUUGCAAAAUGACGCGCAUUGAGACAGGGCGGGGUUUUUUUUGAGUGUUUAACAAUACCCAAAAAGAAAAGGACUGUCAGAAUUCAGCACCUUCAGAGAAAAACACUGCAACCAAAUUAACACUAAUAAUAAUAUAAUAAUUAAAAAAACCUUCUCCAAUCACCCAUAGGCCAUAGCUAUAUUCAGAGCAAAACUGUUACAACUGGAGAGGGUGCAAAAAGCAUGACACAUGCCAGCCUUGAGUUUCUUCAUUGAUGUGAGAAAAGAGAGUUGUUCUUCUUUACUGGUCAGAAGAGCUUUAUUCAUUUUGAUUUUCUUCGAAUUAAAACUACUUUUCUUUUCUUUUGUUUGCUGUAAUUAGCGGAAAAAUUAAUAAUGACUUUGUUAAAGGUGACGGUGGAGAUGCUUUUAUCAGGCACUACAAGGCUUUAUCUUUACGUGAUUGAAGAAAAAGAGACUGUAUAUAGACCCAUGAUAAAAAAAAUUAAAAUAAAUGUUAGAAAAUAAAAAAGAAAUCAAUGCAAAGAGAGAUUCCUUUGGAUUACACACCAGAGGAAUUUUUCUCCUUUUUUCCUCCUCACACUUCAUCGUUCUCACCGUCUCUCACUCUCUUUAUGAUUCUCUUUCCCCAAGUAGGUCUCGUUUCAUCGGUGUAAAAACAAUACCUUUGGCCUAAGCUUACCCCCCCCCCCCCCCCCAAUUGAAUACUUAAUUACUUCUGGCAUUUCUUUUUUGUGUUAUGACGCCUUUUUUUUUCAGAGAAAAGAGUGGUAGACUUCUUUCACUGUUAAUGCUUAUCUUCUCGUAACUCCUUUUUCUUGUUCUUUUUCUCUGUCAUUUCAGUGUGGUUUGACACCACCUUUCUUGGUUUCUCACAGUUAAUACAACUUCCAAAGCAGGGGAUUUUAGCUUUUCACUUGGCUCUUUGCGGGAUUUUGAAGGUUUGAAGUAGGGGAAAGAAAAGAAAAAUGGCAGGAGGAGGAGGGGGAGGACCUGCACCACCACCAAAACAAGAAGAGUUACAGCCGCAUCCAGUCAGGGAUCAGCUACCUAACAUUGCCUAUUGCAUUACUAGUCCUCCUCCUUGGCCUGAGGCUAUAUUAUUGGGUUUUCAACAUUACUUGGUGAUGCUUGGGACAACUGUUCUCAUACCAACCUCUCUAGUUCCCCAGAUGGGAGGUGGAAAUGAAGAGAAGGCACAGAUGAUUCAAACAUUGCUAUUUGUGGCUGGGGUAAAUACAUUGUUUCAGACAUUAUUUGGUACCCGUCUACCUGCAGUCAUCGGAGGUUCCUAUACCUAUGUGCCAACGACCAUUUCUAUUAUUUUGGCCAGCCGGUAUAGUGACAUUGUGAAUCCUCAGGAGAAAUUUGAGAAGAUAAUGCGAGCAAUCCAGGGUGCCCUUAUUGUUGCCUCAACUCUUCAGAUUGUUGUUGGAUUUAGUGGCCUUUGGCGUAAUGUUGCUAGGUUCUUAAGUCCUCUGUCUGCCGUUCCCCUGGUUGCUCUGUCUGGCUUUGGACUCUAUGAAUUCGGUUUUCCCGUGCUUGCCAAAUGCAUAGAGAUUGGGCUACCACUGAUCAUCCUUCUCUUAAUAUUUUCACAGUAUAUACCUCAUAUUAUACAUGGGGAGCGGCAUGUGUUUGAUCGCUUUGCUGUCAUAUUCUCAGUUGUGAUUGUCUGGAUUUAUGCUCACCUGCUCACUGUUGGUGGGGCAUACAAGAACACAGGACCUAAAACUCAAAUAAGCUGCCGAACCGAUCGAGCUGGGAUUAUAGGUGCUGCUCCUUGGAUAAGAGUUCCAUAUCCUUUUCAAUGGGGAGCUCCGUCAUUUGAUGCUGGGGAAGCUUUUGCUAUGAUGGCAGCUUCAUUUGUUGCUCUAGUAGAGUCUACCGGUGCCUUCCUUGCCGUUUCAAGAUAUGCAAGUGCGACUCCGCUGCCCCCUUCCAUUCUUAGCCGAGGUAUUGGUUGGCAGGGUGUUGGCAUUCUCUUUUCUGGGAUAUUUGGAACUGGAAAUGGAUCAUCUGUUUCCGUUGAGAACGCUGGUUUGUUGGCACUGACACGAGUUGGCAGUCGAAGAGUUGUCCAGAUAUCUGCAGGGUUCAUGAUUUUCUUCUCCAUCCUUGGAAAAUUUGGAGCUGUGUUCGCAUCAAUUCCACCACCAAUUAUUGCAGCUUUAUAUUGUCUUUUCUUUGCAUAUGUGGGUUCAGCGGGUCUAGGCUUGCUUCAAUUCUGUAAUUUAAACAGCUUCAGAAUAAAGUUUAUACUAGGUUUCUCUAUUUUCAUGGGCUUGUCCAUACCACAGUACUUCAACGAGUACACAGCAGUUAAUGGUUAUGGUCCAGUUCACACUGGAGCGAGAUGGUUCAAUGACAUGUUAAACGUGCCUUUCUCAUCUGAAGCAUUUGUUGCUGGUUUAUUGGCGAUGUUUCUUGAUGUCACAUUGCAUGGGAAAGACAAUACCUCUAGGAAGGAUCGUGGCAUGCACUGGUGGGACAGGUUCCGAUCAUACAAAACUGAUACAAGAAGUGAGGAGUUCUAUUCCUUGCCAUUCAAUCUCAACAAGUUCUUUCCAUCUGUGUGAGAUCUUGGACAUAAUAGUUUUGAAAUGAUGCUGGAGUCAUGCUCCCCCAAUACCCCAGUGUGGUUCUCACAUUAGAACACAGAUCUUGUCCAUUUUCACUACUUUUUUAACUCUUAUGAAAAACACACGCAUGCGGUGCAAACAAAUAUGUUCAUUGAGUUCUUAUAGUUAUCACCUUAAAUCCCAAAAUGCUGAAUGGUAUUUGAUUAUACAUGAGAGCAGAUUAUUUAGGACCAUCCCGUUUCUUAUAUAUGAUAAUAGUGUAUUUCCCACAUGUCCUGUGCGUGUGUACAUGUGCCUGUGUACGAAUAAUAGCUUUCCUUAUUGCUUGUUCGUGCUGUCUUACAUUGACGCAUGUCUACACUCUACGGUACUGUUGCUUGGUGUCUUGACAAAGCCAGAAAAGUGGAAAUAAUAUUUGGUCCUGAAGAAAAUUAGGCAAUCAUCGAUUCAUCGAGUCCAUGCUUGCA